AUGCGGAAGUCUCUUAAGCGGUUGAAGAUUACGGUCCCACACUUUGACAACACAAACUUGAUUGAAAGCUAUUCACGGACGUUAAUCGGUCGGUGUAUGAACCCACAUAUGCAAGAUAUGAAGGCCUUGCUGUUCAUGCUCCCCAGAAUCUGGAAAGUAGAGGAAAGGGUGGCGGGUGCAGAUUUGGGUUUAGGUCGAUUCCAAUUCGACUUUGACAAGGAGGAAGAUAUAAUUGAGUUUUGGGUACGCGUCAUUGGCGUUCCCUUACACUUCUGGGCGGAUGAAACUUUCCGGUGUAUCGGAAAAGCCAUUGGGGAUGUCAAAGCGGUCAAUCUAGACGACGGAAAGAUUCAGGUGGUCAUCGAUGGGCAGAAGCCACUGUGCUUUGAAACGGUCGUCGAGUUUCAGGGUGGGGAGGAAACGAUCGUUUAUUUACGAUAUGAGAGGCUUUUUGGUUACUGCAGAAAUUUUCUUAGCCUAUGUCACGAUCACCAACGGUGCCCAAAUCGGUCAGAUGGGGCGGAUCGCAAGGUUGCGGAGGAUCAUGGUGAGGACCAGGGAGAUAUCCAUGGACCUGCGUCUUAUAGAACCGCGAUGUUACAUGGAAAUGCAGGAAAUAAGGAAAGGGGAAGAAAUGGAGUUUCUGUUGGAUUGCAAAAAGGUCCACAAAAAGGAAAAGGCAAGGAGAGCUCUCGUCAAAGCGUAGCGGACGAAGACGGAAGGCAGCAGCGAAGCAGGUCGGAGUGGAAAUACGGUGAAGGCUCCUCGCGAUAUACCCGACCAUCAAGCUAUGUCCCUCCCAAGGAAAUGACUCAGAAGCAGACAACCUCAGGUGUCAUGCGGAACACACCACGGCAGCUGGAGAAAGUUCAGAAAAACUCGGAUCAAAUUAAGGUGGAUCAAACAAAAAAAGAUCGGAAAGAGGAAGAAAGGCAAAUGACACAAUCGGUCAAGGGCAUAUCUUCUACGAUUUUGCCUUUGGAAAGUUCGGCGAGGAAGAGUUUGACUUUUGAAGAUGGUGGUUUUGUUAGUUAUGGAUCUCGGGACAAAGACUUAAUGGAUUCAGAGAACAUGAAUUGGUCGGCAGAAAUUUCUGAUUCCUUUGGGAGUUUUGAGGAAGCAAUCAUGGGUGAAGAGGUUUCAGGUGAUGAUAUCGGGAUGGGUAUGAUGUUAGAGGGGCAGGAGAGUUACAUGAUGGAAGCGGCUACUCCGAAAGAGACACAAGGUGUACUAACGGAGGCGAAUGAGAGGUGUGGAAAAGAGGAUGGAGAGAUUGUUGAAAUAUCUGCAAUGGUGAAUCAAAAAGAAGAGGGGAUGAUGGAUACGCUGAAGGAAUCUGAAAACGGUGGUGGCACAGAUCGGGAGACUAUGAUAGAGACAAAGGAUAUGGGCUCGGAAGCUUUGGUGGGGGUCACAAAACAGGGAACAAAGAAGAAACUCACCAAGACUUCCUCGCAGGUUUUGGUAGGCACCACAAAGAAACGGUUGGUGCAAGCUCUAAUCUCUCCUCGGAAAAAACAGGCAGCAAAAACUUCAGAUCGGAACAAGGAAGGAACAGGUUUAGGCGGCUCAAAGGGUUCAUCAGACCCGAUAAUAGAUCCAAAACCAUGA
Messenger RNA from Eutrema salsugineum, 1611 nucleotides. RefSeq names its product cilia- and flagella-associated protein 251-like. Lineage: Eukaryota; Viridiplantae; Streptophyta; Magnoliopsida; Brassicales; Brassicaceae. Bases 1 to 1611 code for a protein of 536 amino acids. The transcript is spliced from 2 exons. The record is from RefSeq and is a predicted model, not a curated record.